GGGCCGGGGCUGGGGGCGCCCGGCCGGGGUGGGAGGCUGCCCGGGCACCUCUGCCCCCUCGGGAUGGCGGGGACAGAGCAGGGGCUCACCUUCAGGGCUGGGCGAGGCUGUAGGAAUCGUGCGGUCAGCUCCCUCCUUUAAGAGCCAGGAGGACCCGGGCUCAGAGAGGGGCGCCAAGCGGACAGAGUCACACAGCCCGCCGCCGGGCUGGCGGCCUCCUCUGCCGCUGGGAGUCCCCAAGAUUUCCCCCAGCUGGGGAGGGCAGAAGCCAGACCCGGAUACCGUCUCUCGCGACUGCCCCUCCGCAGCCUCCUGAGGCUUGGCGCCAGGGAAGCCGGUGCGGAGGGAGCAAGCCGUUGUGGCGUCCAGCUGCCAGCCUUCUGCCUGGAUCUCUGUUUCCUCGUUUUGCCAGUCUCCUGAGACAGAAGCCUUCGGGGGUAUGUUACAGCCAUGCCCGUGGACACGCUGACUCCGGGAGCCCGGGAUACCCCUGCCGCCCUGCCUUUCCGCCUCCGGACCAAGGUCCCCGGCUACCUGUUACGGCGUCCAGCAGACAGUGGAGCCCGGAAACCUAGCGCUGUAGAACGCCUGGAGGCUGACAAGGCCAAGUACGUCAAGAGCCUGCAUGUAGCCAACACCCGCCAGGAACCUGUGCAGCCCCUGCUGUGCAAACAGCCACUCUUCAGCCCUGGGACUCGCCGCACGGUGCUCACGCCUAGCCGCCGAGUGCUGCCUGGCCCUGGCCGCCGGCCCCAGCUGGACCUGGACAUCCUUAGCAACCUCAUCAACUUGUGUGAUAGUCCAGUGUCUCCUGCCGAGGCCAGCCGUACCCCUGGACGGGUCGAGGGGGCCUGCCAGCCUCCACCAGCCACGCCGCCACGCCCACCACCCAGUACUGCUGCAGUCCGCCGCGUGGAUGUCCUUCCGCUGCCAGCCUCACCAGCCCAGCCCUGCCCAUCACCAGGCACUGCUGCCUCCAGCCCGGCCCGGCCCCCAGGUUUGCAACGUUCCAAAUCGGACCUGAGUGAGCGCUUCUCGCGGGCAGCAGCUGACCUGGAGCGAUUUUUUAACUUCUGUGGCCUGGACCCAGAGGAGGCCCGCGGUUUGGGUGUGGCCCAUCUGGCACGGGCCAGCUCAGACAUUGUGUCCCUGGCGGGGCCCAGUGCUGGGCCGGCCAGCUCUGAGGGGGGCUGCUCCCGCCGGAGCUCUGCCACCGUCGAGGAGCGGGCCCGGGAGCGCGUGCCUUAUGGCGUGUCAGUGAUAGAGCGUAAUGCCCGGGUGAUCAAGUGGCUGUACGGAUUGCGGCAAGCGCGGGAGACUCCCGCAGCUGAGGGCUAGGCCUUUGCUACCCUCGGCCUUCGCCACAGAACAGAUCUUACAGAGGCUAUUGGCCUCUUGGCCCCUCCUGAGUCCAUUCCAUGGCUUGGAGCAGACCCAAGGCUGCUGCCUUGUGUGAACUGGGUAUGGAGGCAAGGGCUCGGAGGCUGGACCAGCAUCCAUCUGUCAAGGACUGACCUGGAGAGAGGUGCCUCUUGACCUUGGACCACUGCCGACCCCUCAUAUGCAGGUCUUGACAUGAAUGUACCCCGGCUCAUGGGUUUGGAUUUGGGGCACUUGGCCCUCCCCACUGAGAGUGAGGGGCCAAGGGAUCUCACCAAAGCUGUCUACUCAGCAGCUCUGCUUCUUUCUUCCUUCCUUGGCCUCUCUCCUUUGCCAACUUCCUCUUCCUUACCCAGUGGGCCUUGGUUCCCUGGGAAUCAACCCCGGAUGGGGGCAGGGAGGAAUGGCCUCUCCACUGUUCUUCAAGGGCCUUGGCAGCCAGGCGUAGGUGGGUAGACUGCAAGAGGGACUGGUAGUCUGCAGUGCUCUGACUUCCCUCCCUUUGGUUAAUAAACACAAAUGCUUGUUUUUCAAA
Phacochoerus africanus (Common warthog) is the source of this 1915-nucleotide messenger RNA. It is a transcript of the gene FAM110A, whose product is annotated as family with sequence similarity 110 member A. The transcript has 2 exons. The coding region runs from base 451 to 1338 and encodes 295 amino acids. The record is from RefSeq and is a predicted model, not a curated record. NCBI's taxonomy places the organism in Eukaryota, Metazoa, Chordata, Mammalia, Artiodactyla, Suidae.